Drosophila takahashii is the source of this 1173-nucleotide messenger RNA. RefSeq names its product farnesyl transferase alpha (gene Fnta). Gene Ontology annotation, molecular function: CAAX-protein geranylgeranyltransferase activity; protein farnesyltransferase activity. Gene Ontology annotation, biological process: protein farnesylation; protein geranylgeranylation. NCBI's taxonomy places the organism in Eukaryota, Metazoa, Arthropoda, Insecta, Diptera, Drosophilidae. Gene Ontology annotation, cellular component: cytoplasm; CAAX-protein geranylgeranyltransferase complex; protein farnesyltransferase complex. The record is from RefSeq and is a predicted model, not a curated record.
UCCAGCCCUGGUUCUAUAAAAAAUCAACAUAAAAUUCCACCCGCAAACGCGCCCAACAGUUUUGUUUUCAAUUAACCGCGAUGGGGGACAGUUCGGAUGAGGAAUACUUGGGCAAUGAUUGGCUGCCGUACAGCGAGCGCUCCGACUGGGAGGAUGUGGAGCCCCUCGCCCAGGACGACGGCCCCAAUCCGGUGGUCUCCAUUGCCUACAGCCAAAAGUUCCGCGAGGUUUUCGACUACAUGCGAGCCGUAAUUGCGCACGGCGAGAAGAGCCAGCGCGCCCUGGACCUCACCACGGAUGCACUGCGUCUGAAUCCGGCCAACUACACCGUUUGGCAGUACAGACGCGACAUCCUGCGCGAACUGAAGGCCGAUCUGAAUGCGGAACUGGACUAUCUGAGCGAGGUGAUUGGCCAGAACUCGAAGAACUACCAGGUGUGGCACCACCGACGCGUCAUCGUCGAAAUGCUGAACGAUCCCAGCAACGAACUGGAGCUCACGGAGAAUGCACUGGUCAACGAUGGCGAUGCCAAGAACUACCACGCAUGGCAGCAUCGCCAGUGGGCCAUAAAAAGCUUCAAACUCUACGACGACGAACUGAACUUUGUGGAUCGUCUGAUCUGCGAGGAUCAGCGCAACAAUUCGGCCUGGAACCAGCGCUUCUUCGUCAUCAAGCACUUUGGCUUCACACCGGACUUAAUACAGCGCGAGCUGACCUACACGAUGAACCGCAUUCGGAUUAUCAAGAACAACGAGAGCGCCUGGAACUACUUGGUGGGAGUGAUGCGACAGGGCGACAGUGGAAAAGCAGGACUGAACAGCUACCCAGAGGUGGUGGCCUUCGUGGAGGAGAUCUACCAGGCUGGCAAUCGAUCGCCCUAUCUGCUGGCCUUCCUCAUCGAUCUGUACCAGGAGCAGGCACUCCAACUGAAGGCUGGCGAUAACGAUCAGCUAGCAAGGAAGGUGUACGGCCUGUGCGAGGACAUGGCCACCAAACACGAUGUGAUCCGUCGAAAGUACUGGCAGUAUGUGGCCACCCAUCUGAAGAACCAGCUGAGCAAAGUUCAGGAGGAGCAGUAGUCCAGGUCCGAAAUUCAUUUUUGCUUAGUUUUAAACCACAUACGACGUACUUAGGCCUUCUUUAUACAUAAAUAAAAUUAAAUUUACCAGUCGA